AUGGAAGCCGCAGUGGUCGACCCCGGUUCCAGCCUCCUCAAAGCCGGUUUUGCGAUUCCCGAUCAAGCUCCCGCCAUGAUAAUUCCCACUCAGAUGAAGCGAAUGCUCGAUGAUGAGUCUGUGACCGAUAACCCGGUACUGGACGAGGUUGCUGUCGAUCCGGUGUGCCGAGGUUAUGUCAGAGAUUGGGAUGCCAUGGAGGAUUUGCUGCAUUAUGUAUUGUAUACCGGCCUUGGAUGGGAAAUGGGCAAUGAAGGGCAGAUACUGUUCACGGAUCCACUUUGCACUCCAAAGGCUAACAAGGAACAGUUAGUGCAACUAAUGUUUGAAACGUUCAACAUAUCAGGGUUUUAUGCAUCUGAACAAGCAGUGUUGUCACUAUAUGCCGUAGGACGUAUCUCUGGAUGCACAGUUGAUAUUGGUCAUGGAAAAAUAGAUAUUGCACCAGUGAUUGAGGGUGCUGUUAACCACAUUGCCUCGAGAAGAUUUGAGUUUGGAGGUAUUGAUCUAACUAAUUUCCUGGCUCAAGAACUUGGCAAAUCCAAUCCGCUAUUGAAUAUCAGCAUCUCUGAUGUGGAGAAAAUAAAACAGCAAUACUCAUGCUGUGCUGAAGAUGAAUUAGCUUAUCAGAAGACUCAAGAUUCAUGCCCUGUGGAGACACAUACCCUUCCUGAUGGACAGGUCAUUAAAAUUGGAAGAGAGAGAUAUACCAUUGGUGAAGCUUUAUUCCAGCCAUGUCUAUUGGGUUUAGAGGCUCAUGGUAUUGUUGACCAACUUGUUCGUACCAUUUCAAAUGUGUCAUCUGAUAAUCAUCGUCAACUUCUUGAAAAUACUGUGGUUUGUGGUGGCACUUCUUCUAUGACUGGUUUUGAGGAGAGAUUUCAGAAGGAAUCAAGCCUAAGUUCAUCUGCUAUUCGACCUACCCUAGUAAAGCCUCCAGAAUACAUGCCAGAAAAUUUAACCGUGUAUUCGGCAUGGGUGGGAGGUGCAAUACUUGCCAAAGUAGUUUUUCCUCAAAAUCAACAUGUAACUAAGGCAGACUAUGAUGAAACUGGGCCUUCCAUUGUUCACCGGAAAUGCUUUUGA
This is a messenger RNA of Sphenostylis stenocarpa, 1086 nucleotides long. The record is from the annotation of a GenBank genome assembly. NCBI's taxonomy places the organism in Eukaryota, Viridiplantae, Streptophyta, Magnoliopsida, Fabales, Fabaceae.